AUGCCCCGUCGUUGGUUUUCCGAUCGGCUCCAUCACGCCUGGGGACUCGUGGCCGGUCGCCAUGGCCGGCAAAGGGACCAAGGAAGGCAAAGCCCUCAACACUAUGCGGAAAUUGUGACUGCUCCCGAUCAGAGCCCGGAUCGGGCCAACCACCUCCGUCGAGGCGCCUCUCUUCCAGAUCUCCUGACCUGUGCCACCCUAGGUGGUAUUGCCCAACCGCUUCCUCUUGAUAGUGAAAGCCUUUGGGAUGCUCCGACACCUGCCCCUUCUCCUGUUCAGUCCCAGUCAAAUGGCGCUAUUGGUCUCGGUACUUUCCUCGGGGAAUUGGAAAGAGAAGCAUCCCGUGAAGACCAGCAUUUUAUCCCAACAGCUAUUAUUACGACUCGCGACACUGGAUCCAUCGGUACAGGAAUUGAGGAUCAGCCCUGGAUGCUUCCUGGCCAAGAUUUCUUCCCUGAAAGUCAGCCGACGGUUCCUGGCCAUCUGAGAACCGGGUUAUUUUUGAGCUCUCAACCGAAACAUCGCACGCUUGAGCCAUGCGACUGCUGCAGCCCAAAGACCUUGGCCGGAGACUGGCGAGCCUUGACUCCCGACCCUCUCACGCAUACCUUUACUCGUCACGAAUCUUUGGCAUCGUGCUCUGAGCUUCGCGGCCGAGACCAUUCCAAGUCCCAAGACAAAGCCUUUGCGGUCCCUAUCAGUGUUAUUACUAUUCACAGCGAUGUCUUUGCCCUUCUACUUGAGGUUCUCGUCUCUCCGAGCGGACUGAUUGGCCAAGAAGACGGGCUUAAUCUCCCGCUGUUGCUUGCCACGUUAUCAUAUGCUCUAGACCAAGGCAUGACCCGAGAGACUAAAAAGCUCAAGAGAACUAUUGAUCGAUACAUCCCCCUCCGCAUGUUCCACCACAAUCCUCAUACCAACUCACCUCGUCUGGAGUUUGAGUAUUACGAGUUCCGUUCCGAGGAAGUCUACCGGGCCUGGCUAGUAGUCUCCAAAGAUGGGAGACUCCGUGAAUACCUCUCUCCCAGUGAGGCGGUAACUCUUUACAUCUACUUAGUGCCUAAUUGGUGGUGGUCUAACUGGAUUCACGACUACGACGAAAAGUUCAUAGAAGACACCAACAUUGCCUGGGCCUAUAUCGAGGGCGCCCCUGGGAGUCGGUUUGAGCAAGUCUUUCAAAGUUUCUUUAGCCGCACACGACUUGGAUUGCAUUCUUGGGUAGGAAGCGCUGCCCUUAGUGGUGGAGACCAAAGCUCUGUGACUAACACCAAGUCUCAGGAAGAAGCUUUACAAGGAUCCGGCAACCAACCAGACGGCGCUCUCACCCUCUAUGGCGUCCCGUUCCAGGGAACUCGGAAGGCACCGCAUCAAAAGCACCCUCCAGUAAGCGGAGGUGAUUUGGAAGAAACCCUAAGGGGAUUUCAAGGGGGCCCAAGCCAGUGGGCUCUCGAUGCACUUUUCACUGGCGGUGCUAGGGAGAUUCUGGAUGAGUCGGUUCAAGAUGGAGUUCUCACUGGUGUGCCUGACGGUUCGGAUUACGAUCAAAUGCGUGGAGAUCAAGAUGUACCUCGUAUUGUGCCUCCUGUGGCUGUAUCUGACAUAUCUGCUAGUUCAGAGCGAGACAUUCGUCGAAUUCGCAGAGAGACAGCUGUGUUACCUCGGGUUGAUUGA
Messenger RNA from Fusarium oxysporum Fo47, 1671 nucleotides. RefSeq lists its product as uncharacterized. NCBI's taxonomy places the organism in Eukaryota, Fungi, Ascomycota, Sordariomycetes, Hypocreales, Nectriaceae. The transcript is spliced from 4 exons. The coding region runs from base 1 to 1671 and encodes 556 amino acids. The record is from RefSeq and is a predicted model, not a curated record.